Molecule: messenger RNA, 5447 nt
Organism: Ceutorhynchus assimilis (cabbage seed weevil)
Lineage: Eukaryota; Metazoa; Arthropoda; Insecta; Coleoptera; Curculionidae
Source: the annotation of a GenBank genome assembly
UCAAGCUAAACCAUUCAACAUAACCCCACUAAUACCUCAUGCAAAAAUUGUGUCAAAACUCAAAAAUAGUGUACCUAUAAAACUAAAAACAAAAAAAGGACAGGAAAAGCAGACUACAAUGGAGGGCCACAAAAAAUUCAUCACAAAAGUUAAAAUUAAAGAAGAGUCCCUUUCUGAAAACGAUUUUUCGCCAAAAACCUCCAAGAAAGCAGCAGCUUGUGGAGAUUUGAACAACUUGAGCAGGGAGGAGCUAAUUUCCCUGCUACUUAGCAAAGAAAAUAGUCAAACAACCCCUAAGAAUAAAAAAAGGAAAAAUUCGGAAUUGAAUAAUGGUGUACCAAGUGCAAAAAAAAUAAAAAUAGAACCAAAUUCCAAUGAAUCAACCGCCAAUAUUAAUAACUUUCCACUUGUUAAUACAGAAACAAAUUCAGUGGAGACAUUAUUACAUAAAAAAUCAAAUUCCUUAUUGAAAAAAGACAAACCUUUGAAAAAGUCUUUGAAAAGCCCCCAGAAACUUUCCACUAACAUAUCAAAGGCCCACAAAGUGUCAAGCAAUCCCCAAAUAAUCACCUCAACACCAUAUAAAGUACAAAUCCAGCCUGAUUUUGAGACUAGUAGUUCCAACAAGAGACAAAAACGAGUUUCAAAAGGAGUAAACAAAAAAAAAAUAGUUUCUCAAGACGCAACUCACCAAAAAACAGCUUCAGAAAGUAGCUCCGAUGAACACAAAGUUACAUCAGGAGUGGGUUCAUCUUUAACAUCAAUAACUAUACAAAAAUCAUUUUCAGAAGAAAGUAGUUGUGAUGAAGAAAUUUCUCCCAAGAAAAAUAUAAUUUCAGUUUCCAAUAAUGGUAGUGUGGAAAAUCAAAUAUCAAGGUAUAAUGUAACUUCCCAGAAAAUUGUAAGUGGCAUUAAGUCUUAUAGUGACAAUUUAAAAGGAAGGGAAAAGUUUAUAACGGCUAGGAAAAGACUUUCUAAAAGUAGCAAUGAAGGGUCUCUUCCCCAACCAAUUAGAAUUAAAAUGGAAAAAGAUGGACAUUUGUUAGAACCCCCGGUUCCAGCACCAAUAAAAAGAGAACCCAGUUCUGAGCCUCGGCAUUCAAUAAAAUCAGAAGAAAGUGAAAAUUCAGAUAAAGAACCCAAAAUGACAUCUAUCCAGAAAAAAUCAUCUACAACCCGAAAACUACAUUCAAGUGGUUCUAGAAGCAGUUCUGAUAAGCUAAAGAUUAAUAAAAAAACGAAAUCAAGUGAGAAAUCUUUUUUGGUUCCUAAACCAAUAAAAAAACCAAAGUCAAGUGAAUCCGGAAGUAGUUCAGAAGACGAACAAAAAAUAACUAACAGAAAAUCGGUUUCUAUUCCAAAACUAAUUAAAAACCGACAGUCAAAGGCAUCCGGAAGCAGUUCAGAAGAAGAAUCGGAACCAAAAGUAGCUAACAGAAAAACAGGUUUAGUUCUAGAACAAAUGAAGAAACUCCAGUCAAGUGAAUCUGGAAGUAGUUCAGAAGAACAAAAAAAAAUUGCUAACCAAAAAUCAGUUUCUAUUACAAAAUUAUUCAAAAAAUCGCAGUCGAAUGAAUUUAUAAGUAGCUCAGAAGAAGAAUCAGAAGUAGGUAACCGAAAAUCUGGUUUCAUACCAAAACCAAUAAACAAACGACAGUCUAGUGAAUCCAGAAGUAGUUCAGAAGAUCAACACAAAAUAGCUAAUAAAAAAUCAGUCUCAGUUCCACAAACAAUAAAAAAACGAAAGUCAAGUGAAUCCGGAAGUAGUUCAGAAGAAGAACCAACAGUAGCUACUAACAAAAAAUCAGAACAACAAAAAAUAGCUAACAAAAAAUCGGUCUCUGUUCGAAAACCAAUUAAAACACAACAGUCAAGUGAAUCCAGAAGUAGUUCAGAAGAAGAACCAGAACUAGCAGCUAACAGAAAAUCAUUGUUGGUUCCAAAACCAAUAAAAACACGGCAGUCAAGUGAAUCUGGAAGUAGUGCAGAAGAACAACAAAAAAUAACUAACAAAAAAUCAGUCUCUGUUCCAAAACCAAUGAAAAAACGACAGUCAAGUGAAUCCAGAAGUAGUUCAGAAGAAGACCCAGAACUAGCAAGUAACAGAAAAUCAUUCAUGGUUCCUAAACCAAUAAAAACACGACAGUCAAGUGAAUCUGAAAGUAGUGCAGAAGAACAACAAAAAAUGACUAUCAAAAAAUCAGUCUCGGUUCUAAAACCAAAGAAAAAACGACAGUCAAGUGAAUCCAGAAGUAGUUCAGAAGAAGACCCAGAACCAGUAGCUAACAAAAAAUCAUUCUUGGUUUCAAAAGUAAUUAAAACACGACAGUCAAGUGAAUCUGAAAGUAGCACAGAACAACAACAAAAAAUAACUAACAAAAAAUCAGUCUCUGUUCCAAAACCAAUGAAAAAACGACAGUCAAGUGAAUCCACAAAGAGUUCAGAAGAAGAACCAGAACUAGCAGCUAACAGAAAAUCAUUGUUGGUUCCAAAACCAAUAGAAACACAGCAGUCAAGUGAAUCUGGAAGUAGUGGAGAAGAACAACAAAAAAUAACUGACAAAAAAUCAGUCUCUGCUCCAAAACCAAUGAAAAAACAACAGUCAAGUGAAUCCACGAGUAGUUCAGAAGAAGAACCAGAACUAGCAGCUAACAGAAAAUCAUUGUUGGUUCCAAAACCAAUAAAAACACAGCAGUCAAGUGAAUCUGGAAGUAGUGAAGAAGAACAACAAAACAUAACUGACAAAAAAUCAGUCUCUGUUCCAAAACCAAUGAAAAAACGACAGUCAAGUGAAUCCACAAAGAGUUCAGAAGAAGAACCAGAACUAGCAGCUAACAGAAAAUCAUUGUUGGUUCCAAAACCAAUAGAAACACAGCAGUCAAGUGAAUCUGGGAGUAGUGGAGAAGAACAACAAAAAAUAACUGACAAAAAAUCAGUCUCUGCUCCAAAACCAAUGAAAAAACAACAGUCAAGUGAAUCCACGAGUAGUUCAGAAGAAGAACCAGAACUAGCAGCUAACAGAAAAUCAUUGUUGGUUCCAAAACCAAUAAAAACACAGCAGUCAAGUGAAUCUGGAAGUAGUGAAGAAGAACAACAAAACAUAACUGACAAAAAAUCAGUCUCUGUUCCAAAACCAAUGAAAAAAGGACAGUCAAGUGAAUCCACGAGUAGUUCAGAUGAAGAACCAGAACUAGCAGCUAACAGAAAAUCAUUGUUGGUUCCAAAACCAAUAAAAACACGGCAGUCAAGUGAAUCUGAAAGUAGUGCAGAAGAACAACGAAAAAUAACUAACAAGAAAUCAGUCUCGGUUCCAAUGCCAAUGAAAAAACGACAGUCAAGCGAAUCCAGUAGUAGUUCAGAAAAAGAACCAGAACCAAAAGUAGGUAACAAAAAAUCAGGUUUGGUUCCAAAACCAAUAAAAACACGACGAUCAAGUGAAUCUGGAAGUAGUGCUGAAGAACAAAAAAUAACUAACAAAAAAUCAGUCUCGGUUCCAAUGCCAAUUAAAAACCGCCAGUUAAGUGAAUCCAGAAGUAGUACAGAAGAAGAAAGAGAACCAAAAGUAGCUACCAAAAAAUCAAGUUUGGUUCUCGAGAAGCAAAAAGUUACAUACAAAAAAAGGCAGUCCAAUAAAUCCGAAUACCAAAAUGUUCCUAAACCAAUUACAUUAAUCAAACAAGAAGAUUCUGAUAUAGGUGCAUUCUCAGAAGUGGACACAAGGGACAUUUCUCUCUCAGAGAAUAGGGACCAAUCUAUAAUUUCAUCAUAUAUUCGAAAAAACCAAAAGAGUUGGACUGAGAUGUUACGGGAAAAAUAUCCAAAAUUUCAAAAGCAAAACCUUAGUUUGAAACUUCCUGAUAACGCGAAGUAUUCCUUGCUCCUCCUACCAAAAAAUAUUGAGCCUCAAUCUUUAAUCAACCUGAAAUUGCACCUGAAUAAACCCACUUUAAAUAUCCUAAACAGAAAAGAGUACAUUUUUGAACCUUUGCCCCAUAAACCCGACCCUGUCCUGGUCAAUUUGCACCAACCCAAACUGGUCAUCCUGGAAAGCAUUAUUUCCCUGCAACAAUUCGUACCAAAAUUGGUUUUACAAAACCUGAAAGUUCCUGAGAGAAAUAACGUAUUGUUUCCAGAAGCCAUCAAAGAGCGGCAUCCCUUGUUCGGGACUGAUUAUCAGGAAAGGAUAAAGCUUGAUAAGAACGUGAAAAAGCGGCUCAAUAAAGUGAUUAUUAAACAGAGAGAAACUGAAGAGAAAACAAAAAAGAGAAAGAAAAAAGGCAUAAUAUCAAAUAAUGUUGAGGUGGGUGUUUUGAGUGCUUUAGAAACAAUUGAUAAUGGUUCGGAAAGGUUCAAUAGUAUUUUAGAAGGGGAUAAACAAAAAAAAAGGAAAAGAAAGUCAGGAGAGGAUGAAAGUUUCAAGAAAGCGGUGAAAAAGAAGAAAUGUUAAACUCUAAUAAAAAAAUAUUUAAUUUUUAAUAAAUUAGGAGGUUUUUUUUUUGUAAAAUAGUCGACACAACGUUUUGGGCGUUUUGGAAGGUGUAUUUUAAAUUUUUGUUGGACUAGAAUAAAUAAGUUCAAUUUGUAACAACAAUUUUGUGGGAGUUGUAGGAUUAAAUAUAUCUUCACCUAAACAUAUUUGCAAAAAAAAAUUAAACAUUCUGUGUCUGGAAUUAUUGAAUUUAUGACACCAAAGAAGAAAUGGGUCAUACCUAUCGACAAUGUUGAAAAUUAUUAUACACAGAAAAAAUAUAUAGGGUGGGCUUUAAAAAAACGGAAUUUUCUUUUUGAACUGUAACUUUUUUUGUUGUUACGCAAUUUCCUUUUGUAUUGGCUUGUUUGAAAGAGAAUUGAACAGGCUAACGAAUCAAAGUGAAACUUGACAUUUGAGAAAAAUUCAAAAUAGCGGACUUCUUCAUAAAUUACCUAACAAAAUAGUAGGUAUGAGAAAUACUUUUGCUGAAAAGGAAAGUUGAGGAAUACAAGCCCUAAAAAACCAGUAUACUGUUGUAAAUCCACAAAUAUUAUUUUCUUAGUAGAGCUGACGAUCAUGAAUACCUUGAUAAAGUAAGAACAAGUAUUAAAGAUUAGAAUUCAGUGGCGUAGCAUAGGCUAUUGUCGCCCGGGGCGGAACCAUAAUUUGCCGCCCCUUUGACGUCAUAAAAAAAAAACGGACUGGGUUCGAACAUUGCAUCUGCGAGCAAAUUUUGAUGGUCGUGACGUGAUCACUUAUCUUUUUUCACAUGUCAAAUCACGUGACAUUCUGUCAUAUUUUGCUCGCAGAUGCAUAGAUGCAAUUACCGAACCCCCAAUACGGUGUGCGCUUCAAACGACAUAUGAGAAAACUUCAAAAAUCAAUAAAACGUAGGUUUAAUAAACAAACAUCACAGAUGCUUGGCAAUUGCCACUAUAUUGAAUCCUGGCAUUUGCGGUUUGAAUCAAGGUUGUUC